AUGAUGCCAGGGUGGUCGACCACGCAACAAGCGCCUGGCGUCUCACAACCGACCCAACCGGUUUCGUACAAUUACUCUGCCAACCCUGCCUUCGUUCCGGUACAAGUUCGCCAAGGCUUCAGUCAGUACGCUCCUCCAACACCGCCCUCACACGCUGGAUAUGUGCCACCCGUCGCAGCAGCUGCCCCGUCACAAGUAGAGCAGCCCAAGCCAAAGACGGAGUGGCCUGCAUCUGUUCGAAGUUAUGUACAGCGAUCUUUUCUCCCCCAAAACGACGAGCCUUCCGUUUCUCGUGCAGAACUCGAAGCCAAACUUAAGGAGACUAUUGGGACUGCCAAAGAAAACGGCACCUUGUAUACGAUAGACUGGGAUGCUGUUCCUUUACCUCAAGCUCUUGUGAAAGCCGACCGUGAUGCAUUGUACAACCGCAAUAUCCACACGCCGUCGUCUGAGUCUCGAGCCAACCCCAAGAAAAGAAAAUCGUCAGAUUUGGCCAACGGUGAAUCGAAUCAACCACCGUGGUACAAUGCUAACUCUCGAUCAUCCCUCGAGACUCGUAUCUCAUAUCCGUCACCGGACAAGCGUUCUGUAUUUGAUGACAACUCGGCGAAGUCAAGUAAGUUCCACAAGGAGGCCGCCAAUAAACGCAAGCGCCGCUUCGAGAGCGAGUACAAGGCCGUGUAUAGGUCGCCGAGUCCAACUCCACCAUCGUCUGGUCCCAUUAUUGGAACCAGUGAGGUUUUAGAAAAGAGGUAUCUCCGCCUGACUGCGCCUCCGAUUCCUUCCAAUGUCCGGCCAGAGCGUAUUCUGCGUCAGACACUGGACCUGUUGAAAAAGAAGUGGAGGAAAGAGGGAAAUUAUUCAUAUAUAUGCGACCAGUUCAAGUCGAUGCGACAAGAUCUUACUGUCCAACGGAUUAAAAACGAUUUUACUGUCUCCGUGUACGAAAUCCACGCCCGCAUCGCUUUGGAAAAGGGAGAUAUCGGUGAGUAUAAUCAGUGCCAGACCCAGCUCCGCUCCCUGUAUAGUUUGGGUUUAAAGGGCAACCACGUCGAGUUCAAAGCGUAUCGUAUUCUUUAUUUCAUUCAUACCGCCAAUCGCACCGGUCUAAACGACGCGAUUGCAGAUCUAACCACAGCAGAAAAGGAGGAGAAGCCGAUUAAACAUGCGUUGCAAGUUCGAUCAGCUUUGGCCUUGGGAAAUUAUCACAAGUUCUUCCAGCUCUAUCUUGACACGCCCAAUAUGGGCGCCUAUCUCAUGGACAUGUUUGUUGCAAGAGAGCGCCUCGCUGCCUUGUGUAAUGUUUGCAAAAGUUAUAAACCGGACGUGAAACUCCGUUUCAUAACUGAAGAGCUUGGCUUCGAGUCUGAUGCCGAUGCUGCGCAGUUCAUCAUCGACCACAACGGCCAGCACCUGUUAGAAGACCGAUCAGACAACAUUGUGUUCCUGAGCGGGAAAGCUGGCCAGCUUUUCGAAGCAUCCCGAUCCGAGGCUUUCCGAAGAGUCGACAUCAAAGGGCAAAUCUAA
Molecule: messenger RNA, 1527 nt
Organism: Pochonia chlamydosporia 170
Lineage: Eukaryota; Fungi; Ascomycota; Sordariomycetes; Hypocreales; Clavicipitaceae
Product: GANP domain-containing protein
Exons: 3
Coding region: 1-1527 (508 amino acids)
Cellular component (GO): nucleus
Source: RefSeq, a predicted model, not a curated record